Phytophthora nicotianae INRA-310 is the source of this 2734-nucleotide messenger RNA. RefSeq lists its product as hypothetical. The record is from RefSeq and is a predicted model, not a curated record. Gene Ontology annotation, cellular component: plasma membrane. The transcript has a single exon. Lineage: Eukaryota; Oomycota; Peronosporomycetes; Peronosporales; Peronosporaceae. Bases 1 to 2616 code for a protein of 871 amino acids. Gene Ontology annotation, molecular function: oxidoreductase activity; calcium ion binding.
AUGGAUCGUUCUCGAAAAGACCCUGGGCAUGGCAAGCCUAAAAACGAACUGAAAAUCACCCCGGCCAAGACGCAAGCACUUAUUGAUGUCUCGACACCGUCGCCCCAUGCUCCUCGCUUCGGUGACAAAACUACCCCGAUGAUGUCUACUAUGGUCAACAUGAACCAAAACCCGCCGCUCCGAAAGCCAGCGGCGACCAAUUUCAUGGACAGCAGCAAGUUCGUGUCGAUGAACUCGACCACGACCCACGCUGUGGGCAACUGCAGGAGCCACAACCGUCGCUCCCGUCGCCGCCGGGCCAAUGUGGACGCCAUGAUGCGUUCGAACAUGGUUCGCCAGAGUUUGACGUUGCCCGCAUCAAGCGUGUCGUCUGCUUCCAGUGCAGCCCAUAAGAAAUGCCGUGUUGCUCCGCCUGCUGGCAAGGACGACAUGUACGGCCCACCUCCCGGAAGCGAUGUAGAGACCGUGCCAAUCCCUGGCGACUGCAACUUUGAGCAGAAGUACAAUGUAGCCAUGAGCAUGGACGAGAAGGCGUUCACGCCCAUGGAGAAGCUCGAAGCACUACGCGACGCGAUGGGCAACUUCACUGACAAAGAUGGAUACAUUGAACGCGAGACUUUUUCGCAGGCGUUUGAAGUGGACGGCAAUGAAUUCGACGGCUAUGCUACCAGCACUGGCACGAUCGAUGGCAAUGCCAUCUUAAUUGAUGCUGUGAUGAAGCUCGGAGUGAAUGCUCAGGAGAAACUACGUUUUAUCUUUGACACACUGGAUCCUGACAACACCGGUUACGUAGUCGAAGAGCAAAUCGUUCAGCUACUUGAGUCGAACUUCUCCAGUGCAAAGAUCGACGUUGUGGGCAUGGAAUUCAGGACGGUGGCCAAGCUCAUGUUCCGCAAGGCUCGCGUUCAAAACGAUGCGAUGACGUUCAAGCAGUUCUGUGGGGUGUUCGAGCCGUAUGUGACGGCCUCCUACCACCUUGAAGAAGCGAAGCCCGUGUACUCAGCCCCAAUUCGUCCCAAGAGCAAGUUUGGUCAGUGGUACAGUGACAACAAGCUCCGCAUAUGGUGGCUCUUCUUCUACUUUAUCGUGAACAACAUUGCCUUCUGGGUGAAAUGGUUCAUGUACGAGGUCGACCCGGCCAUCGGUUGGGGUCUCCGUAUCGCGCGUGCCAACGCACAGGUUGCUAUGCUUAAUUGCGUGUUCGUGUUGCUGCCGAUGUGUCGUUCCAUCACUCAGGUGAUGAAGCGCAGCAAGCUUUUGUGGCGCAUUAUCCCGUUUGACGACCAUAUCGCGUUUCACAAAAUCUCGGGUAGCGUGCUGCUUAUUGCUGGCCUCAUCCAUACGAUCGCUCACGUGUUCAACGAGAUCUACUUGUACCUGAUCGCCACCCCGGACGAGGUCAAGCGCUCCAUUUUCGUCACUCGUCACGUUUCGACGUUCGUAAACGGUGAACGCCCUCCGUUCACUACGAUGCUGCAGGCUCUACCAGUCUGGACGGGUGUGAUUCUCCUCGUUAUCACUUGCAUUUCAUUCCCGCUAGCUGCGAUCCCCAAGUUCCGUCAAGGUAGAUUCAACCUCUUCUGGUACUCACACAUGCUGUUUGGACCUUUCCUGAUUGUGCUGGCCUUCCACGGAGCAACGUCGUGGCUUGCUCGUUGCUCAGCCUACAUCUGGAUCACACCUCCGUUCCUCAUCUAUCUGAUCGAACGUCGUUUCCGCUAUGCCAAGAUGUUUGCUGCACCCGUGCGUAUCAUGGAAGCCAUAGAACUUGACGGUACUGUGGCCUUGUUCGUCGAGAAACCCCGUCGAUUCGUCUACAGACCGGGCAUGUACUUGUACCUCAACUGUCCUCAGGUCUCGUCCCACGAGUGGCAUCCAUUCACUAUUUCGUCGGCUCCUGGUGACAACUACAUCAGCAUUCACAUUCGUGUGUGCGGUGACUGGACGGAUGCCAUUUCUCGUGUUAUUGCGGACUGCCACGCGUGCAAUCUCCAGUACCCUGACGUGUAUCUUGAUGGUCCGGUUGGUGCUCCGACUCAGGACUAUCACCGCUACAAAACGGUGAUCUGCAUCGGCGGUGGCAUUGGCGUCACCCCGUUCGCGUCAAUCUUGAAAGAUGUGGUUCACCUGUGGGAGGACAACCGCUGUCAUAAUUGCAACCACAUUCGUCAUCCAAGCUCGUUCCAGAUCCAGAAGCUUUACUUCCAUUGGGUGACUCGUGGUCAGGAAUCUCUCAGUUGGUUUGAAGGUACCAUGAAGCAGAUCACCGAAAUGGACCGGGACAACGUGAUUGAGACGCAUCAGUAUUUGAGUACUGUGGUGUUGGGCGGCGAAGAGAACACCUCGCAGCUCAAGAUGUUCCAGGAGUUCGUGCACGAACAGACAGGCAAGGAUUUCGUUUCUGGAAUGGACACGAAGCAGCUCACGCACUUUGGUCGGCCAGACUGGGAUAAGAUUUUCGCGGAAGCUAGAGCCAAGCAUCCAGGUGAAGAGGUUGGUGUGUUCUGUUGCGGACCGCACGAGCUGGAAGAUGUGCUGUACAAUGCGUGCAAGAAGUACUCGUCCUCGAAGGCGGAAGGCACCAUCUUCGACUUCCACUCGGAGAAAUUCGCGUAAGUUGACUGUUGCUGUUUCUCCCACGCUGCUGAACGAAAGCGGGCGUACACAUGCAUUGAUCGUAGUUGUAGUAUUUGGAUAUCUUUUUACAGAAGUGAAGUAGUAAGUACUUGUGGAU